Molecule: messenger RNA, 1215 nt
Organism: Cordyceps fumosorosea ARSEF 2679
Lineage: Eukaryota; Fungi; Ascomycota; Sordariomycetes; Hypocreales; Cordycipitaceae
Exons: 1
Coding region: 1-1215 (404 amino acids)
Biological process (GO): retrograde vesicle-mediated transport, Golgi to endoplasmic reticulum
Cellular component (GO): membrane; Golgi apparatus
Source: RefSeq, a predicted model, not a curated record
AUGCCGCCGCGCAUCAACAUCCCCCCCGUCACGCGCGCACUGCUCAUCAGCCUCGUCGCGCAGUCGGCCCUCGGCGCCGCCAUCCGCUACCGCCAAUGGACCGAGUCGGCGGGCGGCAACGUCGUCGUCGUGCCCUACCUGACGCUCGUCCCGCAGCUGUCCCUCGUCUACCCGUGGACCUUCCUGACCGCCACCCUCGUCGAGGGCAACCUCUUCACACUCGCCGUCGCCUGCCUCACCCUCUACCACGGCGGCCGCUACCUCGAGCGCGCCUGGUCCUCGGCCGACCUCGCCAAGUUCCUCGUCGUCGUGUCGCUGGUCCCCAACGUGCUGACCUUUGCCACCAUGGUGUUUUUCUUCACGCUGACGAGGAAUGAGAGUUGGACGUACGUUUCCCCCCAAAGCCCCCCCAACCUCUUUGCUGUGAUCCCGAUUCGCUUCCGAGUUGCCAAAGCUGACCAAACUGCCCACUUGCACAGCCUCAGUACCAUUGCCGGGACGAUCCCCCUCCAAAUCUCCUUCCUCGUCGCCUUUAGCCAGCUCGUCCCCGCGCACACCAUCACGCUCUUCCGUGGCAUCGUCUCGCUGCGCGUCAUGCGCACCCCGAUCCUCUACGCCGGCUUCGUCGCGCUCCUCGGCCUCACCCCGCUCCUGGCCCGCGCCGCCGUCUGGCAGGCCCUCUACGGCUUCCUCGCCAGCUGGACCUACCUGCGCUUCUACAAGCAGGUCUUCCCGGACCUCGACGCCUCCCAGCCGGCGACUCUACGCGGCGACGCCUCCGAGACGUUCGCCUUUGCUGAGUUCUUCCCGCAGCCCGUCAAGCCCGUCGUCGCCGCGCUCGCCGACCGUGUCUUCGACGCCCUCGUGGCCGUGCGCAUCUGCACGCCGUUCUCGGCAGCCGACGUGUCGGCAGCUGCCCGCGGUGAUGGGCCCCAGCGUCGGGGCGCUGGCGGUGCGGCGGGGGCUCCGGGCGGCGCACGCGCAGAGGCGGAGCGUCGCAGGGCCAUUGCGCUCCGGGCGCUGGAUCAGCGUCUAAACGCGGCCAGCAAUGCAGCGGGCAGGCAGCAGCAGCAGCCGCCGCAGCAGCCAGCGGCGCACACGGCCGGUCCGCCGGUGGCGACGCAGCCGCAGACGACGCAGGCGGCCAUGACGACGGAGGGCCAGAUGCUGGGCGAGACCAAGUUUGAGCCCGAAAGCGACAGCAGCAAGAACUAA